This is a messenger RNA of Gongylonema pulchrum, 1575 nucleotides long. Lineage: Eukaryota; Metazoa; Nematoda; Chromadorea; Rhabditida; Gongylonematidae. The record is from the annotation of a GenBank genome assembly.
AUGGAGGAAGACGGCACCAUCGAGUGGAUUAGGGAGGAAGCAUCAGCGAAUGAGAUUCAGGCUAGUGUUGUCGGAUCUGCCUCGGACCGUGACGCUACAGCAGCGCAGGUGCGCAUCUCUCGUUCUUUCUUCACUAUAUCCAGUACUGAUUAUGCUUGUAAAUUUGUUUGGCAACUAGUGCUGCUGGCAAGUCUAUAUCCACCAGACGGUCCUGAAAAUGGCACACAUUCGGUAUUCGCCUUUGUCGAUUGGUUCUACACAUACGCCACUUACCGCAGCAUAUUGUUGCACCUUACUGCAUUUCUAUGGUUGCCGCUGCCAGCUGGCGUCGAAUCUGCUUCUAAUCCUAACUUGCUCGAUGAAACUGACAAAGAGAACAAGAACAGUAGCAACGGAGAGGAGCUGGACAUCUCGGAGUACGAGCGGAAUCUGCGCGAAAAUGCUAAACAAGCGAUGGACCUAGUUGGUGAUCUGUGCGAUCGUUCUGAUCAAAUAACUGAGCAGCAGAAAGGCACUCUCCUCAAGCUGGAAGAGGAGCAGCGGGAACGGCAGAAAGUUGCUGAGGAAAUGAAAAAAGUUGCAGAACAAAAUGAAGAGCUUUCUUCUGUUAAGCAACAGGUUCAGUUUUGGCUUAUUUUUUCCUUAAAACUGGAGCAACGAGUGGCUGAGCUUUCAAGCAGUCAACACGUCGAUGACUCGGAUCAGGGCGGUAAAUCGCAAAGUCACCUAACCGGCGCAGGAUGGCAGCGAGUGGACAGCGUAUCCAUUGGUGAGGAUGAACUGUCACGACCAAACAGCGCGGCGUUUUUGCAAAAUACUGAUAAGAUUGUUGUUGCUGACGAAGAAAACGGCUUAGUGUUAUUCUCAAUGCAGUCCGGACUCAUAACGAAAGUUACUAGCGAGGACUGGAAAUGGCCACAGUCCGUCAUUUGCACUCCGGACAACAAGAUCUUAAUCUCGGCGAUGGCAAAAAGCGAGAACAAUGGAAAAAUUGAAUGGAAACGAAAUCUGUUGAAAUUUGAUGAGAAUCUUGAAUUUUUAUCACGGAUUGAAGGACCCAAAUGGAUUCAGGAUGAGACCGUUGCCAGCGAGCACCUCUGCAUCGCGCCGAACGGUUAUAUCUAUCUGAGCGUUACUGGCGAAACGUUCUCAGCAUUGUACGAACUAGCAACAGACGGUAAAUGGAGUGAAAUUUGCCAUAAACGAGGUAUCAAAAUUUCGAAUGUUCAGGUGCUUGCUGCAGUUGGUCCAAUAACAGAACUGCUGGUUGUGGAGCGAUGUCGAGGCUACAUCUGGUUGCUCAGCAUCCGGGAAUCCAGUGCGUGUGCCAGGAACAUGAUUGCUGCUGUUGAAAAGCCGGGAGCUCUGUGCAUCGACGAGCGGCACCAGAUUUUCAUCCACGACACUCAGCAGUCGAAAAUUCGCCAAGUGGAUUCACGCGUAUUCGAGCCAGUUGCUGAUGUUGCUCUUGCAUCCAAAGACUUAACCUUCAUCUCUUCUUGCAGAGGGUUACUUGCCGCCGUAUACUGCGCUCGAAAGAUUGUCCGCAUCCAUGAGUAUUCAUUGGUGCAGUAA